AUGUUCUUUAGCCAAGUAGGAGUGAGUAGGGCCGCUCAUCAGGAGGAAAAUGCACGGCGGAAGGACUUCUUCACGCUGCUCUACCUUGUACAACGGCGUCUGUACUCGCCAACAAAUGUUGAAUGGCGACUUAUGGAGCACUGUUUAGAUGAUAUCAACAACAAGUAUGCUGAUUUUUCAUUUUUAGUGGCCUUUUCAGCCUCACUGGCGCUUCGCAACCGAAAAGGAAGUUCUUUUUUGUCACGCUAUCGGCUUCCUCUCUACGUAGGUCUCGUGGGCUAUGAUAGCGGCCUGCGCACAACUAACCCGUGUCCCACCUUGACCUUUUGGAACUGCGUGACACUCCUUGAGAGCCCCUUGGGAGAGACGGCGCGGGUACUGCAUGCCCCAAGUUGUUUCUACGAGGUGAAGGAAUAUCCGAUGGCUGGCAAAGACACUAGCUUGUCUUACUUCUCUUGGUUGUGGAGCAGUGGCAAAUUUAUGGCGCAAUCGCUUCUCCUGAGGUCGCUAUUGCAUUCUAUUUUUGAGCAGUCGUGUUGGAAACAGGCGAAUGGUGGCAAAACCGUGACAACCCUCGUCAUCAAUAACCGUUUCUUUAAGUGGUAUGUCUUUAGCUAUCAAACGACAGUCUCCGGUGGACAGGUGAAGUACUGGAUGAAGAUUGGUCUACCUGCCUUUAACGGUAAGCUGGGCCUUCGUCGGUCGUACCGUACUCGUGAGUUGAUUCUUGAGCGGGCCUCGUUUGGAGGCCAGUUGUGGUACGGGGCGCACUUUGCACUGAUGCAGGUGUUUGGAUUGCACGACGGCACCCGCGUGGGGUGA
Messenger RNA from Trypanosoma conorhini, 822 nucleotides. RefSeq lists its product as uncharacterized. Lineage: Eukaryota; Euglenozoa; Kinetoplastea; Trypanosomatida; Trypanosomatidae. The transcript has a single exon. The record is from RefSeq and is a predicted model, not a curated record. The coding region runs from base 1 to 822 and encodes 273 amino acids.